AUCCGCACCAUGUACCUGGGGAUCCAGAGCCAGCGGCGGAAGGAACACCAGCGACGCUUCUACUGGGCUAUGAUGUACGAAUAUGCAGACGUCAACAUGCUGCGCCUCCUCGAGACCUUCCUGGAGAGCGCCCCCCAACUGGUGCUACAGCUCUGCAUAAUGAUCCAGAAGAACAGCGCCGAGACGCUGCCCUGUGUCUCCUCUGUGACUUCCCUGCUGUCCCUGGCUUGGGUGCUAGCCUCCUAUCACAAGCUGCUGCGGGACUCCAGGGACGACAAGAAGAGCAUGAGCUACCGAGGGGCCCUCGUCCACCUCUUCUGGCGCCUCUUCACCAUCUCAUCCCGAGUGAUCUCUUUUGCCCUCUUUGCUUCCAUCUUCCAGCUCUACUUUGGGAUCUUCGUGGUGGUCCACUGGUGUGCCAUGGCCUUCUGGAUCAUCCAUGGCGGAACAGACUUCUGCAUGUCCAAGUGGGAGGAGAUCCUCUUCAACAUGGUGGUAGGGAUCGUGUACAUUUUCUGCUGGUUUAACGUCAAGGAAGGGCGGACUCGAUAUCGAAUGUUUGCAUAUUACACGAUAGUCUUGACUGAGAAUGCUGCCUUGACGUUCCUUUGGUAUUUUUACAGAGACCCGGAGACCACUGACUCCUAUGCGGUGCCAGCACUGUGUUGUGUCUUUAUUAGCUUUGUGGCUGGGAUUGCAUUGAUGCUCUUAUACUAUGGUGUGCUGCAUCCCAUGGGGCCGCGAGCUAAGAUCCUUGCCAGCUCCUGUUGUGCCGAGCUGCUCUGGGGCAUCCCUUUGCCCCCCGAUGUUGAGCCCAUGGCGCCUCCAACCCCUGGGUACCGGGGGACCCAGGUCACGCCCACCAGAGCCGUAACGGAACAACAGGAGGAUCUCACAGCUGACACUUGCUUGCCUGUUUUCCAAGUGAGACCCAUGGAGCCCUCUAUCCCACCGGGGCGACCUUACUACCCAGAAGGGCCCCUCAUUAAGAUUGACAUGCCAAGAAAGAGGUACCCAGCUUGGGAUGCUCACUUUGUAGACAGGAGGCUAAGGAGGACUAUUAACAUUCUGCAGUAUGUCACCCCCACUGCGGUAGGCAUUCGCUAUCGAGAUGGACCGCUCCUCUAUGAGUUGCUACAGUAUGAGUCUUCGCUCUAAGAGCAUCUUGACCCAAAUUGAGAAGGGGACCUUAAGUUUGGUUGCGGUGACCACCGCCUGCAAGAAAUAUAGCCCUCCCUUCCCCCAAUACACUGAACCACCACCACCACCACCGCCACCACCACCACCAACACCACCACUACAAAAAAAAAAUAAUAAUAAUAACGAGUCACAACCCCUUCAGAUAAGCUUUCUUUCCAGUCGCUGUAUGUAUACAAAGAUAUUCUCUAUGUUUUGUAAGUAAAAACAAAAAGAAAACCUUUCUUUUGUUUUUUACACAUAAGAAACAGUAUUGAAAAAUCCCACACUAUGUUCAUAGGGUGGAGAAGGAGGAGAUGUCUCCGCUCCAAAAGAACAAAAAAGUUUUAUACCUUACACCAGUGUAGAUCAUUUAUGGGAUUGGUGCUGAUUGAAAGAACAAAACAAAACAAAACAAAUCAAACACAAACAAACAAACAAAAAACCUUCAACUGCCUUAUGCCCUUAGGUGCUGAGUUUCAUUAAGUACUGUCACGUUUUCUCAUGCAAAACUCCCUGGUGAUUUUUGCACCAGGAGAGAGAAAAUUAAACAAUCAAAUGAAACAAAUCUAGAAACGAAGAAAUGAAAACCAACCUACAAACACAACACGAAGCAAUCCUUCUUCCUAUCUGAUUAUUUGUAUUGAAGAAAACAAAUUUACAAAAAGCAGAGGCGUAGAAACCCAUCCCUCUUUUCCAUGUCUCUCUCUCCUCCUCUGUCCCUCCCCCUCUUCCCAGAGCCUUCUAGGAGCUAAAGGGCUGUUUGAAACUCAAAUGGCUGGAAAAGCUACUUGAAGGCUGACUAUGUGCCAUUGUAGCAAUUCGCCUAGCGAAAAAUCACAUUUGUUUCCUGGUGAAAAGCCAAACAACAAAACAAAAAGCACCCCAUUAAUUCGGCAAGGACAGGAAAUUCUAAAGCAAAUUAAAGGAGAUUCCGUAUGUGUAAUCAAAAGAGAAUCAGUAAUAAUAAAACUCAGCAUAGUAGCAAAAA
This is a messenger RNA of Galeopterus variegatus (Sunda flying lemur), 2167 nucleotides long. RefSeq names its product XK, Kell blood group complex subunit-related family, member 6 (gene XKR6). The transcript has 2 exons. Bases 10 to 1158 code for a protein of 382 amino acids. Gene Ontology annotation, biological process: phosphatidylserine exposure on apoptotic cell surface; engulfment of apoptotic cell; apoptotic process involved in development. Lineage: Eukaryota; Metazoa; Chordata; Mammalia; Dermoptera; Cynocephalidae. Gene Ontology annotation, cellular component: plasma membrane. The record is from RefSeq and is a predicted model, not a curated record.